This is a messenger RNA of Salmo salar (Atlantic salmon), 2056 nucleotides long. NCBI's taxonomy places the organism in Eukaryota, Metazoa, Chordata, Actinopteri, Salmoniformes, Salmonidae. The record is from RefSeq and is a predicted model, not a curated record.
UCUGGUUGGUGUUUAACCUGUCUCUCUCUCUGGUUGGUGUUUAAUCUGUCUCUCUCUCUGGUUGGUGUUUAACCUGUCUCUCUCUCUCUGGUUGGUGUUUAACCUGUCUCUCUCUCUCUGGUUGGUGUUUAACCUGUCUCUCUCUCUCUAGCAGCCGAUGGGGAGGAGUUUGUGAGUGUCCUGACUGAGCUGCUGUUUGAGCUUCACGUCGCUGCGACCCCAGAUAAACUCAACAAGGCCAGGAUGAGAGCGCACGAUUGGGUGAGAGAGGUGGAGACACCUGUCGUCACAGAUACCAUCGUGGGGGCGACGGACGAGGAGCAAAGAGGACAACCUGAAAUAAGAGAGGGAGAAGAAGAGAAGCUGGAGGAGAAGAAAGAGGGGGAGAAGCUGGAUGAGAAGAAAGAGGGGAGGAGAUAAAGGAGAAUGAGGAAGAGAAGAAGGAGGGGGAGGAGAUGGGGAGGAGAUGAAUGAGGAAGAGAGACGAUCCAGGUCUGUAGAGGCAGUGUACCUGUGUUCAGUGGGCUCCCUGGCGGAGGUGACAGCCCGCAGUAUCGAGCAGCUCCACAAGGUGGCAGAGUUGAUCCUCCACGGACAGGACCAGGAGAAACCUGCUAGUGACCAGGCUCACAUUCUCACCAGGUUGACGUGUGCCAUGUGUCGGGAGGUGGGCUGCCUUGCCAGGAAGUUCUCUGAUACUCUGCUCAAAGUUGGGGGUCAGAGAAAAGCAGAGGAGUUGAACCCUUUGGUAGACAGUGUGCUGCUCGAGGGUUCCAACAGCACCACAUACAUCCAGAACGCCUUCCAGCUCCUCCUCCCCGUUCUCCAGAUGUCACACAUCCAGACCCAGCGCUCUAGAACCCGCACGGAACCACAGCCCUAACCCUGUCGUAACCACAGUAACACACCUCAUACUGCAGAGGUGCAGUUAGCAUACUAGCUAGUCCUAAUGAUGUAACUAUGUACAGUAAGAUAAUGUGAUAUAUAUAUAUAUAUGAACAGUGACACUGAGGUAAACUACUAGGUGCCAUAGUAACACUGACUAGUAUAUCUUUAAACUAUUCUAUAAUGCAGUAACAUAGUAUAGAUUCAUGUAGGGAACAACUUCUCAGAUUGAAGCGCUUGUACUCAUGUCUAUUACGCCUCUCCAAAUUGAUUAUUUUAUUAUAUACUGUCCAGAGGUAAAUCAAAACAUGAUUCAUAUCAACUGGCUAAUUUAACCGGUUUAUCAGAUUAUGUCUUUAUCGUUUUUUAAAAAGCGAAACCCCCCCAAAAAAUGGUUAUGUUGUUAUUGUCACGUAAACCAGAUAGGCUAACCGCUAGGCUACAUGCAGCGGGUAUUGGUUACUGGGUCCAACGCGCUAACCGCUAGGCUACAUGCAGCGGGUAUUGGUUACUGGGUCCAACGCGCUAACCGCUAGGCUACAUGCAGCGGGUAUUGGUUACUGGGUCCAACGCGCUAACCGCUAGGCUACAUGCAGCGGGUAUUGGUUACUGGGCCCAACGCGCUAACCGCUAGGCUACAUGCAGCAGGUAUUGGUUACUGGGCCCAACGCGCUAACCGCUAGGCUACAUGCAGCAGGUAUUGGUUACUGGGCCCAACGCGCUAACCGCUAGGCUACAUGCAGCAGGUAUUGGUUACUGGCCCCAACGCCGCUAACCGCUAGGCUACAUGCAGCAGGUAUUGGUUACUGGGUCCAACGCGCUAACCGCUAGGCUACAUGCAGCAGGUAUUGGUUACUGGGCCCAACGCGCUAACCGCUAGGCUACAUGCAGCGGGUAUUGGUUACUGGGCCCAACGCGCUAACCGCUAGGCUACAUGCAGCAGGUAUUGGUUACUGGCCCCAACGCUAACCGCUAGGCUACAUGCAGCAGGUAUUGGUUACUGGGUCCAACGCACUAACCGCUAGGCUACAUGCAGCAGGUAUUGGUUACUGGGCCCAACGCGCUAACCGCUAGGCUACAUGCAGCAGGUAUUGGUUACUGGGCCCAACGCGCUAACCGCUAGGCUACAUGCAGCAGGUAUUGGUUACUGGGUCCAACGCGCUAACCGCUA